AUGGCAUCUUUGCGGUGGUUCAUGAUACACUGCGCUGUGGCCUUCGAUAUUGGGAUUUUGCAGGAUGCUGGAGAACUCUGCAGCGGGGAGAAGAGCAGCGUAGGCGUGGACGAUUGGAGCGACAGGGGAGGGCGUGAAGUCCACGUGUCCACAACGAGUUUUCAUGACCUGCUGAGAUCCGGAUUCCGCAUGCCACGAGCGUACUACAGUGGUGUGGUGCUGCAGCAUACUGCAGCACAGUUCGACAAAGAUGCGGUACUCGGGAAAGUUCCGCUUCGGUACAACCGUGCCGCACUGGCAAAUUCAAACUCCGAUAUCGACCAGGCUACGCUAAACGAUAAAUUAGCUAGAUUGACAGAACGCCUGUACAGCCCCAAGUUAAUCGUUAAUCUUGGUCUACAAAGUUCCAUGCAGCUAGUCUAA
Molecule: messenger RNA, 423 nt
Organism: Suillus discolor
Lineage: Eukaryota; Fungi; Basidiomycota; Agaricomycetes; Boletales; Suillaceae
Exons: 7
Coding region: 1-423 (140 amino acids)
Source: RefSeq, a predicted model, not a curated record